GUGCUGUCAACCCUAGAUCUUGAAAAUGACGAACACCGAAUGCCGAUCCAUUUGCCCCACGCGAUUUUUUCUUGUAUAAGGUGAUUUGGUCUAGAAGACAAAUAAGUUGGUGAUUAGAUAUUAAAAAUGUAUAGAAAUAAAAAAGACGUUGAUAAACACGUGGAGAAGUUGUUAUCCAAAUUGUCUGCGAAAGAGUUCAAAUCGCGUGCUUAUUCGGUAGCUCGACUAUAUUUCGAAGUAGGGGAUUAUUCAAGUUGUCAGAAAUAUGUCGAGCAAUACCUCACGCAAAAAGACAACAACGCUGCGGCGUACAAACUUCUUGGACAAGCUUUCCAGAAAAUGGGCUUGAAAGAAAAAGCCCUAGAACAAUAUAAAGCAUCUUUAGACAUCGACCCGGCCCAAACCAGCACUAUAUUGGAUAUUUGUGAACUCCUUGCGGAUAAUGAAGUCAUCAUUGAACCAGGCCGAGCUAAAUACUGGUGUGAAAAAGCAGAAGCUACUUUCCCCAGACACCCAGUUACAUUUAGACUGCGAGAGAAACUUAUUGCUGUCUCUAAUCCAGAUCCUGAAGCGCUUGUUACUUUGCUGAAUUCUGAGUUGGCAAUAAGACCCAAGGAUGCCACACUUCAUUCUCGUUUACUGAAUCACUUUUUGAACAUGAACAAAGUAAAAGAAGCUUUUGAACAUGCCUGCAAUAUUGAGUUUGGAGGGAAAGGUUUCAUUAACAACUAUGGUUGGUAUGAAAUUCUGAGUGAUCUUCUGAAGCAUAACGCACACAACACCAAUGACUGGCUUUUCCAGCUGCUUCUGCUCACUGUCAAAGAACGCAUCUGUUUAUUGAGCCUAACAGAAACUCCCAGUGGCUUAUCCAAGAGUUUAGUAGAGUCUGUUGAUCUACUUCAUGCUUAUGACCAAGCCAUUGAAAGUGUCACUAAAGCGGGAGCUUGCCCUGGUUUUGGUGAGUUUCACAAUGGGUUGUUACAACAUCAUAGAGGACAAAUAGCAUUUCAUGCUGCUACAUUGUUGCUAAAGAAGGCUAAAAAAGAUCAAAUAAGCUGGCGUGAUGCUACUAAAGUUUCUGGUCCACUGAUGCUGGUAGCUUGGCAAACAGUGCCUCUGGACACCAAAGUUAAUUGGUUGAGAAAUGCCCCUGAAAAGCAGCUAGUGGCAGUAAACCGCUGGUACUCAGAGGGAGCAUACAGAUGCUCUCAAGCUGGUCAUUACUUGCUUGCUAAUAUUCAAGAUAAAAAUCAUCAAUCAUUUUUAGAUCAGGUAUCUCAAAGUUACUCAGGAACUCACUGGAGAGACAAAUUUUACAGAAGUUUAUUUGCAAGUAAAAGUCAUUUAGACAAGAUAAAAUCAUCAUAUUUUGGUUCAAAUGCUUUUGCACAACCAGUUCUUAGGCUUCCAAGGAAAUCAGAAGUAGAAUCUUAUGAUGGUGAUGCUCAAAAAGAAUUUGGUUGCUCCCUUCAUCACUUUGUAUGGACUUUGCUGAAUUAUAAAAAUUUUGCCAAUUUCAACUGUACACUCUUUGACAUGCUCACUUAUAAUGCCACUACAUGUGGGCCUGAAACAUUAAACAAAUGUGAUAUUCAUGCUUUCCUUUAUUGUGCAGCCCUGACUGCUAAUCAAGUAAGAUCUAAAGAAUCAUCUUAUGUUACCAGUGAUAAACCUACAAUAAUACCAGCAAACAUAACAGACCUGCUAUGUCCACUUAUCCAAGUAAAGUGGUGGGAUUGUGCUUACAAAUUUAGCCAAAAUGAAUUGGGAAGUGAAUUGACUGACAUAAGAGCGACUCUGAGCCGUGGCAUUGAGGUUGUUCGGUGCAUUGACAAUCAUGGCCUUGAUCCAGAACUUCUUUGUACCCUUGGACGGAUUUUCAGUGAGAGAGCGACAGCUUCCAAUAAUUUAGAUGAAAAAGCUCAACUGGAAAUUAGGGCUGGGCUAUAUUACUCAUCAGCUAUUCCAUUAUUAGAAAAAUUAAAAAAUAAUAUUAUGGUUAAAUACCUUGAUAAAAGAAUGUUUGGUUAUACACAUAAAGACCUAGGCACUAAGGAACUGAAUGCAUUGCUUGAAGAGUCCAAAUUGUACAUAGCAGUCCAUCAUCUCAGUGAAGGCGAAUAUGAUAAAGUGAUCGAAAUUUUGUCCAAUUUGAAGUCUCCUCAAGCUCUAUAUCAUUUGAGCCAAACCUAUUUGAAAAUAGCUCUUGAAGAAAAUAAUACAUCAAGGGACUCAGAGACAAGGUCAAAAUACGCAACAUUAUUGACUAAAGCUAGAAUGUUCGCGUACAAAGCUUUGGAUAGACUCAAGGAGACACAGAAUAAAAAUCACCCCUUAUACUCAGACACACAAGAGCUCAUUGAAAAUAUAGAAAUACAUUUGAAUAAAGUUGAUUCAGAUGUAUCUGCAAUUGUUAAUGACAGAGAUGGCAAGUAUUCAUCAGAGGACAACAUAUCUGAGGACAGUGAACAUUUACAAAUAAGAACCAACUCCUACAUGUUUCGUAAUAUCAGUUCUACACCAAAAGCCUCCAAUGCUAGCAACAAUAACGCCACCAAUUAUAGGACUGCUAUAGAUUCCCAAAUUCUUGAAAACACCAGAGUUGACCAGCAAUCUUUGGAGAGAAUUGAAAAUGAAAUAAAAAAGUUGCAGAAGAGAGAUACAACUAUUAGUGACUUUAUGGAUCAGACACGUAAUUGGUUUGAUGAAAAUCGCAAAUUAGGAAAUCAAAUAAUUAGUUCCAUUCAUUCCAAUAUGCAAAAUACUACAGACCAAUUUAAAUUACUUAAAAUAUCAGUUGAUCAGGUUAAAGAUCAAAUUGAUGAAUGCAGAAAUGAAUGUAAGGAUGUGGGCGAAUUAAAAAAGCAAGUUGCUGAGCUUAAAAAAGAAGUUAGCAAGUUGAAGAAAGCUUCAUCAGAACAAACUAUUGAUGAUACUGAUCUAUACAACCUAGAUGAAGAUUACCAAACAAAUGACAGUACUUCAUCAUUUGCAACUCAGUUAUCAUUUCCACAAUCUCAAGUGAUACCACCAUUUAAUCAAAGAUUAGUGCCACCAUUUCCUGUGCCACCUCCAUAUCCAUAUCAGCUUUACAACCAAAGUUUAUAUAAUCUUUAUAACCAAUAUUCUCAGUUCAGUCAGCCCACAGCUACAGGCUCUCAACCAAUGUUUGAUCCAAGAUCGCAAGUAAAUUAUUCUGGAGUCUAUCCAACGCCAGAUCAAAUGUAUUUGGAUGUUGCUCAUCUUAUUCCACCAAAUGUGCCUACUGUACCACCGGUGCCUGUAGUGCCACCAGUAUCAACCAUACCGACUAAGCCAGCUGUACCAACUGUAUCUGUAGCAGCACCAAGCUCCUCUGUUACUUUGCCAAAAACAACAAUUAUGGACUCAAAAGAAGUAACAAGAUCAUUGCCUGUGAAUGUUGUUAUCACAUCUUCAGAUCCUUUGCCUACAUGUACAACCACUCCAGCUCCGAUUCUGAGUGUUACUAUUCCACCUAAACACAUAAAAGGAACUCCACAUAACUAUCAGAUAGCAAUGCCUACAACGAAUGAUACCAAAGUGAAUACUCCUCCUGUCUUUGUUUUUCCAGCUCAGAAUAAUAAGACCUCAACAACAUCAUCUAGUCUAGUUUCUAAUUGGAAUCAGUCUUCUGUAUUCAAAACAACGCCCGUUAGUUCGACAUCCACUUUUAAUUCUGUAAUAAACCCUACUUUAACUACACCAAAAGUUAAUGAUACUCUAGAUACUUCAAAGACUGUAGUAGACGGACUGUUUAGUGGUUCCUCUCCAAAUACUAGCCUCAAUAAAUCAAGAACCUUGUCGGAAAGGAGCAAUACAUCCGUGGAGAAUUAUGACCCUUGUCCAGACUUCAAACCUAUUGUUCCAUUACCAGCUGAAGUCAAAGUCACUACUGGGGAAGAAGAAGAAACUAUCAUUUUUAGUUCUAGAGCUAAACUUUUCCGCUUUGUUGAUAAGCAGUGGAAAGAAAGAGGUUUAGGUGAAAUGAAGCUGCUAAAACACAAAACUACAGGAAAAGUGAGAGUUCUCAUGAGAAGAGAACAAAUUCAUAAAAUCUGUGCCAAUCAUAUAAUUACGGCGGAAAUGGAAAUAACACAGAUGAAAAACGAAGCUAAAGCUUAUUUCUGGGUUGCAAAUGACUUUGCAGAUGAGACUGUAGUUCUUGAAAAGUUCUGUAUUCGUUUCAAAACAGCAGAUAUCGCCCAAGAUUUCUAUAACGCAUUUGAAAAGGCUAGACAAGAAUCUAUGGUCAAUAAAACAUUAAGCCCUAUUGCACCUAAAACUGACAAUGCUAAAUCACUCGGUUCGGAAAUAAGUGAUGCAAAUGCCACACCUUCUAAGGGGACUGUUGAUAAAGCUACACCUAAAGAGAAUAGCGUCCCGCCUGAAGCAACAACUACAGCUAAAGCUGUGGUAGGUGGAUUCACAUUUAGCAGUACACCAACAUUCAAACCUGUUACUGAUGAUGAUCCAUCAAAAUUAAUUACAUCUAAACCUCAAGAUGUUGCAACUUCAAAAGUUAACGUAUUCAGUGGCUUAUCGUUUAAGACAAACACUAGUUCACCAUUUAGCAAUCUGUUUAAUCCAGCUCCAGCCAAAAUGGAAGGAUCCAAUAAUAACACUCAAUCGUCUGUACAAGACACUUCAAAAUUGAAUAAUUCAGACACAGUUGAAGAAUUUGAACCUAAUGUUGAAUUUAAGCCUGUGGUACCUUUGCCUGCCUUAGUUGAACAAAAGACAGGAGAGGAAGACGAAACUGUUCUUUUCGAACAUCGCGCUAAAUUAUUAAGAUUUGAUCCUACUACAAAAGAAUGGAAGGAACGUGGGCUUGGAAAUAUAAAAAUACUUGUUCACAAAGAUAACACCCAGAAAGUGAGACUUUUAAUGAGGCGUGAACAAAUUAUGAAAGUAUGUUGUAAUCACGCGGUUACAAAUGAAAUGAUAUUUCAGAAAAUGCCUAACUUGGAUAAAGCUGUAACAUGGUGUGCCAAAGAUUUUUCUGAAGGUGAAUUGGUCGCUGAAACUUUCUGCUUACGAUUUAAAACAAUACAAAUGUGUGAUGAGUUCAUAGAAGCUAUUAAAUCUGCACAGACCAAAAUGACUACAGUUACAAAAGUAAACGAUGUGAAAGAGAAACAAGCAGAAAAGCUGAAUAAUGAAGCCUUCAAAACUGAAAACAAGCCAUCCAAGCAAAACAACACAACUGGAUUUGGUGAUAAGUUUAAACCUAAAGCUGGUUCUUGGCAAUGUACUACAUGUUACACGAAUAACUUGGAAAAUUACACAAAAUGUGCCUGCUGUGAAACACCACAGCCAAAGAGCUCUGUUCCUACUCCAGCUCCAGUCAAUGCUUCAAAUAACAAUGAUAAACCCCCCGUUACUACUGUGGGUUGGGGAGACAAAUUCAAACCUAAACCAGGAAGUUGGGAGUGUAAAGAUUGUUUUGUUCGUAAUGAAGCUUCACUUGAAAGUUGUAGCGCCUGUAAUAGCCCCAAGGAUCCUACCAAAGCAAAAGCCCCUAUAAAGCUUGCAUCUGAUAAUGCACCUAAAUUUAAUUUUGGUAUUCCUCAAAAAACGACGUCAGUUUUCGGCAAUAGUUCUGCUGGGCCUCAAUUCCGUUUUGGUAUUUCACCGGCUGCUAACGAGCAACAAGGUACAGAUACCACAUCGAUAUUUGAUGGCACUGGAGCACAUAAAUUUAGUUUUGGUAUUCCAUCAAACGCCCCGACUUCAACAUCUGGCGAUCAAAAGUCGAGCGCAUUAUUUGAUAUACCAAAGACUUCCGUUGAGGCGCCUGUCGAUUUUUCAAAAAAGAUUGAUGAUAAUUCCUCUGGAAAACCAGCACUAUUGCCAACACCGAAGACAGACAACACCCCUAAUUCUUUUGGGUUUAAAGAAACUGGCACAUUUGACUUCGUAUUCAAACCAAAAACCCCAACAAAAGCAAAAAGCCCUGCAAAAUCGGAUCAUGGUGCAGGUGAUGACAGUGACGGCAAUGAGUAUGCUGUAGAAGACGAAUGCCACCAAACCUUUACUCCUGUUAUACCCCUGCCUGAUAAGGUUGAAGUAAUUACUGGUGAAGAGAAUGAGACUGAACUUUACGCGCAACUAGCUAAACUUUAUCGAUUUUCAUCAGUUGAAUGGAAAGAACGCGGAAAAGGAAUUGUCAAAAUCUUGAAACACAAGGAUACUGGUAAAUUAAGAGUGGUGAUGCGCAGGGAUCAGGUCUUAAAAAUAUGUAUGAAUCAUGCUUUAACUCCUGAAAUUAUAUACAAACCAAAAGAUGAGAAAUCUUGGCUCUUUGUGGUUAAUGACUUCAGUGAAGGGGAGCUGACCCUAGAAAAUUUCUGCUUAAGGUUUAAGAGCAUCGAAAUAGCCGCCGAAUUCAAGAAAGCUAUUGAUGAAGCACUAAAAGGUUUGCCUCCGAAAAAUGAUCAAAAAGAUGUAAAGUUGGAAAAGAAAGAAAGUGAUGAAAGUGACGACGUAGUUUUUGUUAGUGAAAUACAAGCCACAUCUGAGGAAAAACAGAAAGCUAAAGAGCUGAUGCUACCCGAGAAUUUCUUUACAUACAAAAAUAAGGAACCUUGCCAGGGUUGCCGAGGAUGCAAUGAAAGUGACAACUCUAAUGCGUCCUCAUCAGACUCAAAGUCCGAUAGUAACACAACUUUAACUCCAUCAACUGAGUCGCCUGCUCUUGAGAUUAAACCCUCAAAAACAUUAGCAAAUCUGAAAGCUACGACUACAUCUACACCAGUGAAAACAACAACUUCAAUCUUUUCAAGUCCAACCAAUUCAGUAUAUGGAACUCCAAGCAAUUUAGAGAAAACUGUUGAUACAUCUAUAUUCCGAACUCCAUUGGGAUCUAUUGGAUCUAACUCAAAAACUCCUAUUGCUGAUCAAAAUAAUUUUGGUAUAAACAAAGAGAACACCUUUAUUCAGCGACCUAAUAUUUUCUCGGGAUUUGGGGAACAAAGUGUAAAAUUUGAAUCUUCCCAGAACAAACCAACUUCCUUGAUUGGUAGUGGUGAUUCUCAGACUGCUGCCAGCUUGAACAAUUCUAUACUUAGACAGCCAAAACUCAAUAUUCUCAAUCCUUCAAAUAAAGAUACAAACGAAAAUUCAACAUUCCGAACAGUGCCGCCUAAAUUUGUAUUUAGUGACACUAAACUUAAUAUUGGUAAUUCGAAUACGGGAGUCUCUAGCAAUAAGUCAAUAUUCGAGUUUUCAAAAGAUAAUAAGACAGACGCUCCAAACACUGAAGUUAAGUCUAUUUUUGGUGAUGAUAACAAGUCAGAGAACUUAUUUACGAGUGUUCAUCAAGGAAGUAUAUUUGGACCUGGUGCAUUAUCAAACAAUCAAUCGAAAUUUGGUACUGAUACCUUUGGGUCAGCCUUUGGUUCCAUUUCACAAAAUCCAGUAUUUGAUGCUGGAAAAUCAUUAUUCAGUAAUGCUGCAUCAUCAUUUGGUGAAAUUGCCAGUAAAGAGCAGCAAAAAGUGGAUUCAACUGUACUAAGCGCUGGUGGCGAUCACAAACCUGAAGAAAAGAAGUCUGAGAAGAUAGAGCCAGUCCUAAAUGCUGAUAACAAUCUAACAUUUGCUGCUUUGUCAUCCAGUAGCGGAGCUUCUUUUAAUACCAUUCAAAAGAAGCCAGAUUUCCAAUGGGAGAGCGCUGGUCAGCAGUUAUUCGCUGCAGCCCAAAAGUCAGGAAAAGAUAAAACAAACAAUGAUAGCGGCGCCGGCGACGAGGCCGGUGCCGGCGACGAAGACUACGACCCGCACUACGAACCCAUCGUGCCUCUGCCUGACAAGAUCGUAGUCACUACGGGCGAGGAGGACGAGGAAAAACUGUUCGGCGAGCGCUGCAAACUGUACCGGUACGACGAGAAGACUCGAGAGUGGAAAGAACGAGGUGUCGGUGAAAUGAAAGUCUUGUAUCAUCCGGACAGGAAGACUUACCGACUUCUAUUACGUCGUGAACAGGUACAUAAAGCUGUGUUGAACAUGCUGCUGUACAUGGACUUGGAGUUACUGCAGAUGAAGAACUCUGAUCGGGCUUGGACAUGGGCAGGCCGCAACUUCGCCGAGAACUCCGCCGGCGAGCAAGAGACGCUGGCCGUGCGCUUCAAGUCGGUCGCCUUGGCUACAGCUUUCCAGGAAAAAGUCGUCGAAUGUGUCCGGAAAUUACAAUCAGCCGCCGCACAAGCUGUAAGGGAUGAAAAGGAGUCUGGAAAUGUGUCACUGUUGAGAUUGCCUAAACAUUUGCAAGAGAGUGCUCGCGCUGAUAACGCCAUAACCGUUGAAGUGACCCAGCGGAUAACCGCGACUAGCGGCCAGGAGACUGAGGCUAAGACUGAAUCUGCUGCCGAUGACUACACGCCUUCGCCAGUAACACAGCUAUUUAAACAGGAACACUUCCAAGAGUCAGAAGGAGAUCAUGAUGAAGACGAUGACGAAUAUGAAAACGAUUAUGAUGGAUACUAUAAUGAGGAGGAAGAAGAAAAUGCAGCCUAUUAUUCAUGCGAUGGCGAAUCAAUCAUUUGUCAGGGCGACAACGAGACCACCUGUUCCAAUGCUCACAUACAAGUGGUGUUCGAUCAAGAGGUCUACUCGCCAAAGAUCCUAGUUACUGAUUCUGCCACGGGCGAAGUGCUUGCAGAUAUGAUUAUUUAUACUGACACCGAAUUCCAGAUGAGCGGCGACUCGUGCAAGUGGUCGGGCACGGACUUCACCAGCAACGACCCCGUGGACAAGACGGUCACCAUCAAAUUCUUUGACAGCGACACUGCUAUGCAGUUCUACGAUAGCUGUGAGACCAGUAAAGCGGCCACGUACGCGUCCACAGAUCCCGAGUCUUAGGAAUUUAAUAUUUAAACGCCUAAACAAGUAUUGUAAUUUCAAUCGUAGAAUAAAUCCCAUAUUUGGUUUAGUAAGUAAGUGUGUAGACCGAGUUUUCUAUUUUUUUAAUAUGAUGUUGUUUAUAAAGUCGAGUGACUAAAAAUAGACCCUUUUUUGUUUGUUGAGAGUCCAAUUUUGUUACCUGUUUUUAUAUUUGCUAUUUAGAUCUCAAAAAACCUAAAAGCGUUUUAUCAUUUCUAUGUUAGGAACGGAUAUUACAAUAAUAAAUAAUUAUGACAUUAGUACUACCAGAAAAAAAAAUCCAAAAAAAUGUACUUUAAGAAAUAAGUACUUGCUUGUAUAGAACAUUUUGGUGACAAAGGAAUAAUAUAGUCAUUUGAAUUAAAUUGUCUUGUAGAGUCCAAAUCAUAUAAUUCUGAAGCCAGCCAUUUGGGUUAUAUAAAUAAGUGCUUAUCUAAUCAUGUUGAAUAUGCAAGUGUAUUUUUUAAUUGUGACAAAAGGAGAUCUAACCAACACUUGUUGACAUUUUUAAUGUAAAUAAAUGAUCACUUUGUUUGACGAAGUUUAUGAUUAUGUAAUAAUAAACGUGCAAAUGUUCCUAAUUGGUUAGGUCUUUUUAAAUGUCGGUAUGGAGCUACGAGUGAUGCCAAGUUGUUCGUUUUUGUAUAUUAAUAUCACUCUUAGCUUCAUGUGUUUGAAGAAAAAUCUUGAUUCGUAUAGCAUUACAUAAUCGUCAUAAAAUCUCGAGUAUUUAUUCACAUAUUAAUAUUAUACAAGAUACAUCAGAAAUAGAAAAUGUUUAGACAACUGAAACAAAUGUAAUGAUGAUUGUGAAAUCUUGAAUUAAGGUUAGUAAAGAUAUACUGGUUUUAAAUGAGAAAAGGAUUGUUCUUGUUGUGAUACUUUUAAAUAACUUAAAAAUUGAAGUUCUUGAUGACUUUAUUAUUUCCUUUUCUCAUUUAAAGUAAUUAAGAACUUAUUAUCUGAUGAAUCAAGCGUAAUAAAUAAAAAUUGAUCCAA
This is a messenger RNA of Trichoplusia ni (cabbage looper), 9897 nucleotides long. RefSeq names its product E3 SUMO-protein ligase RanBP2-like. Gene Ontology annotation, cellular component: cytoplasm; nuclear pore. The transcript has 12 exons. The coding region runs from base 127 to 8877 and encodes 2916 amino acids. Gene Ontology annotation, molecular function: GTPase activator activity; protein binding. Gene Ontology annotation, biological process: intracellular transport. Lineage: Eukaryota; Metazoa; Arthropoda; Insecta; Lepidoptera; Noctuidae. The record is from RefSeq and is a predicted model, not a curated record.